Molecule: messenger RNA, 6210 nt
Organism: Nymphaea colorata (pocket water lily)
Lineage: Eukaryota; Viridiplantae; Streptophyta; Magnoliopsida; Nymphaeales; Nymphaeaceae
Product: SNF2 domain-containing protein CLASSY 4-like
Exons: 7
Coding region: 735-4781 (1348 amino acids)
Biological process (GO): gene silencing by siRNA-directed DNA methylation
Molecular function (GO): ATP-dependent chromatin remodeler activity; ATP binding
Source: RefSeq, a predicted model, not a curated record
UUUUCAUGGCAACUGUGAAUAAAUUCAUCAGUAUUAUGUUUCUUUGAUUCAAGCUUUUAAGACUGUUUCCAUGUAUGGAUCCAAAAUGAUACAUUCACAAAAUACCAUGUAGAUGGAAAUUAGUGCAUUUUGUUCUGCAUGUAAUUGAAAAACGGCAAAUGAAAAGUGUAGACUGGUUGCUUGUUGUAGACGUUAAAUGGAUUUUAAAGAGAUGCAAGGACCAAAGAGACAUUUGAUUUGAUAGUGAAUCUGUUACUCUUGCAUUUAAGUUUCUUAUACUUCAGUUUUGGAUUUUAUAACUUUUUUUUUUGUUUGCAUUUAUCUUUUUAAGAUGUUGAUUCUUUUGUGCUUAAAUAAUCUAAUGGAAAUGGCACUCAAAGUGAGACUCACGUUGGAAAAUAUGGCUCUGUAUUUUUUCAAGUUAUUUGUUCAUUUCCUUUCUAUAUUCUUUGUCAGUUUUUUUGUUUUCCACCUGCUUUAGUGUCAAAAGCUGCAUGAUCAGGAUGAGGAUUGAUAAUUUGCAUGAUAUAUGUACUUGUCUGACGAUCAAACAUUCGAGGUCUUGUCUUUAGAUGUAUAUCCACAUGAACUAAAUAUUUGAGAGUACAAUGCUCUUAACUACAAGUGUUCUUAUUUUCCAAUUAAAGGUGUUCUAGGCACUGAGCUUGUUUAUUUUUUGAGUUACGCAAUCAAACCAACCCUUCUUUUUUCUCAAUGCAUGUCUAUUCGCAGCCAUGAACUGCAUUGCUGGAAGAACAAGAAGCCAAAUGUCUGGAUGGCGGAAAAUUCUUCCUCCUGUUGUGGAUUGUUCAAGAAGGAAGCAUGCAGAAGUUCCCCAUUGCUCAAGUAGUAGAAAAGGCAAGAGAGCAAAAGAAGUCAUUCUCUUGAGCGAAGAGGAAGAGGGCAGUGAUCAUGUAGAGAAGCUCAAGACAAGAAAGCGGAGUUCGAAUGUGCAGAAAGGUAAGACAGUGGAGGAUGACAAUGAUGUUGAAAUGAGAAAGUUUGCAAGGAAAAAGGAGUGUUCAAGUUCAUGGAAAGGGAAGGAACAAUCAGACGCAUCUUCCAGGGGUUCUCAAAGGUUAUGGAGGACAAAAAUGAAAUGUAGGAAGCUAGGGAUCACAAUUUGCUCCUCUAUUAAUGGAAAUGGUGAGAAGAAGGGAGCAAUUGAGCUCAUGAGCAGUGAGGAUGAUAAUGAGGAUUCAACUGAAGUGGAGAAGCUUGUAAGAAGGCCAGUCAUCCAAGCAAGGAAAGUUAAAAAAAUAGCUUCAAGGAAUUCCAAUAGGGUGGCCAGAAGGAGAGAGAAAGCUUCGAAGAAAUUGAAUUGUGUGAAGAAGAAGCGGAGUUUGCAAUGGAACGAGGAUGAAGAUGAAGAAUCAAUUUCUACAAGUGAUGAUGUGGAGGAGAGUGUCACUGAUGAUGAUUAUAAUGAUGAUGAUGAUGAGGAUGUUAACUUGAAGGAAAGGUCAACUUCACCUUUGAGAAGCUACCAAGAAGGAAUGCACUCAAACGUCAUGAAAGCAGGAAGUCUUCAUUUUUUCCUAAACGAGGAAGAAAAAGUAUUUGUUGAUCUAGUCAACAGUGACAAUGAUGAUAAUACUAAGCAGUUGAAGACAAAAGAGCAGAAAACUAAGGACUCUUUAGGAUUGGAAGCUGGAAUCGCAAAUAAGAAUAGAUCAAUAGGGCAGAAAGUUGAGGAGGAAGAAACUCAAAGUCUGAGUUUUGAUAGUGAAGAAGAAGAAGGAGGAGGAGGAGGAGAAGAAGAUGAAGAUACUGAUGACAUUGAGGAUGAUGACGAGGAUGAUGACUAUAAUGUUGAUGAUGACUGGUACGAUUCUGAAGAAGACGAUGAAGAGAAUCAGGAGGAAUAUGAGGAAGAGAUACAAGUAGAGGAGCAAAGCAGAAGUUUGAAACAAACAGAGGUUGUAAUGAGAGAACUUAGAGAAGAAAACAUCAUCUUAAAGAAUGAGAACAAUAUACUCCGAAGCAGGUUGAAGCAAGACGGUUGCAAGAAACAUGGGAGACAGUAUAACACUCUUGUCAACAAAACAAGGUCCCAUAUGGAAAAAACUCCCAAGAGAAGACCUAGAACUCCUUAUUCAGAAGAUGGUCGCACUGAAGAGGGGAUAAUAAAAGAAGACAGAGACACUUUUACUAAAAUAGAAGCUAAUGAUCAUGAUCAGAGUACUAAUGUUGCUGAUAUUGAUGAUGGCUAUGAUGAUGAUGUCGGUGAUGUUAAAGGUGUUGCAGGUAGUGCUGAAAAACGAGCCAAACAAGAGGUUAAGAAGAUCCCUGGAGAUCAGAAACUUUAUGACAAGGCUGAGUUGAACAUUGAGAAAAGGGGCAACAAGACCUCUGGACAACCUAUACAUGAUCAUUUGGACGACCAAGAUACCAAUGAUUAUGGUAAUUCUACCGAUGGCAAUAGUUGUGCUGCUAGUACAGAGAAAAUAUACAAGAAAAAAAAGAACAAACGGAUGGAGCUUUCACUCUUUGAUCUUCUUAUGGACACAAUUAAUGAAAAGAGGGACAUUUUACCCGAUGAUGUGAAGACCUGUGAAGAAAAAAUUCCAAUCAAAAUAAAGUUGCCUUUGCGGUGGUCAUCUAGCGAAUCAGAGCGUGAGAAAUCAGAUUCUGAAGGAGAACUAGAUGACCUUUGGAAUGAACUAAAUUUCGUCCUCAGACUGAAUGAGAUCGGUUGUCCUGAUUGGCAUGAGACACAGCAUGAAUCGAACACAAACAUGACUCAAUCUCCAGUUACCUGUCAGCAUCAAUUCCUUCUUGAUGAACAAAUUGGCAUUGUGUGCAAAGUCUGCAAUUAUGUGAAGUUGGAAAUUAAGUACACAAUGCCACCAAUGAUUAAGCGUAUGAAUGGAAAAUCAGGCAAGAGGAUUUCACGUGAAGGAGAGGAAAUUUCAGAGGUUGAUGAUGAGGGGUUCAAAUGUCAAGAAUUCAGCACCCAAGGCUGCAAUUCAAAAACUUUCUCCGAUGGAACUGUAUGGGACCUCAUUCCUGACCUGAAAGAAAAAAUGUUCCAGCAUCAGAAAGAAGGGUUUGAGUUUAUUUGGAAAACUUUGGGAGGUGGUAUUGCUAUUAAGGAUUUGAAGUCCACUGGUUCAGAUGAUAUAGGUGGUUGUCUGAUUUCACAUGCUCCAGGUACUGGAAAGACAUUAUUGACCAUAGCAUUUCUCCGGUCAUUCCUUCUUCUUUUUGAUGAUUAUAGACCAAUGAUUGUUGCUCCACUUAUCUUACUAUCUACUUGGGAAAAUGAAUUCAAAAAAUGGGGAAUUGGGGUGCCAUUUCAUAUUCUCAAUCGAAAUGACUUCUCAGGGAAGGAAAAUGGUUCAGUGUUGGAGAUAUUUUCGAAAAACCAAUCAAGGUUGGGGAAUGGAAGAAAACAGAAUUUGCGGCGUAUGGUAAAAAUUUUUUCCUGGAUUCGUGACAAAAGUAUUCUUGGAAUCAGUUAUCACCUGUUUGGAAAGCUGACUGCAGAAAAGCAGCAUGGCAGAGAGGGCGAAUCAAUAAGGAAUUUACUUCUGGAGUAUCCAGGUUUGCUGGUGCUUGAUGAAGGGCAUAUUGCUAGAAACAAGCACAGUAAACUCUGGCAAUGCCUUAAACAGGUUAAGACACAGCGGCGUAUCAUGCUAUCUGGGACUCCAUUCCAGAACAACUUUGAUCAGCUUUUCAGCACUCUGUAUUUGAUUAGACCAAAUUUUGCAGAAGGCAUUUUUGAGAGAUUUGAGGACCACCCGAGCUGUUUAGAUGACCAAGCUGAUGAAGAGUACCUCUUACAUGAGAAAAAUGAGAGAGUACUUCGACGUAGUUUUGCAACCUUUUCAGUAGGCAUAGAACCAGAGGAAACUAGUUCGCAGUUAAAAGAGCUGAGGUCAAUCAUUGAUCCUUUCAUCCAUGUCCACGAAGGAACCAUCCAUGAGCUUCCUGGCUUGUUAGAUUAUUUUGUUUAUCUAUAUCCCUCUCCUCUACAGAGGUGCCUUCUAGAUAAGCUAACUGAUCGUACCAACUUCGAUUACGAUCAUAAAGUGUCUUGCAUUUGUGUCCACCCAUCCCUUCUUCUAAGAAGGUCUUCUCAAAAAGAUAAUGAGAAAGAUCGAGCAAUCAUCCAAGAGCAUAUGUUGGAUCUAUCAAAGGAACAAAUCCAUGAUGGAGUUAAAGUAAGAUUUGUCAUUGAGCUUGUUCAGCUUUGUGAAGCGAUAAAUGAGAAAAUUUUGGUGUUUAGUCAAUUUAUUGACCCUCUCGUCAUCAUAAAAAGACAUCUAAUUUCUUUCUUUGGUUGGACUGAUGGACGGGAGGUCCUACAGCUUGAUGGAAGCAUUAUUGAUCAGAAGCAGCGGCAGUCACUAAUUCAUACUUUUAAUGAUAUGUCAAAGGAGGUGAAGGUGCUACUUGUUUCAACAAGGGUAUGUGCUGAAGGAAUUGAUCUGACCGGGGCUUCGAGGGUGGUUUUGCUUGAUCUUGUUUGGAAUCCUUCAGUGCGAAAGCAAGCUAUCAGCCGAGCUUAUAGGAUUGGACAACAAAAGGUUGUGUAUGCUUACAACCUGAUAGCAUCAUCUACUUUGGAGGAAAAGAAGUACAACAUACAGGAUAUAAAGGAUAAAUUCAGCCAACUAGUGUUUUCAGUAUCUGCAAAGAACUGUACUGGUUCUAGGCUGGUAGACAUGAUGGAUAAUUACGAAGAUAAGGUUCUGAUUGAACUGAUUAAGCGAGACCAGAAUGCUAGUUUGUUUCAGAGAGUAAUUGAACUCAAGUGUGGCCGAGGGCAAUGAACUCUAUCAAAGCUUGCAGGCAUUGCCCCCAUCAUUUUUUCCCUAGUCCUGAUGGAAUCAAAAUGUGCAGACAGACUUGUAACUUUAAGGUGCUGCAAGCCUGCAAGGAGCAGGAGGAGCGGUAUCAAGAAAGAUGAAGAUUGGUUCACCUUUCUUCCACGGGCUUGGCUUCUAAUUCAGUUGCAGAACAACUCACCAAUCCAAACCUUUGUGAAUCACAUUAUAAUUUCUGGUAUGACCUCAGUAAUCAGGUUUGGGCUUCCCAUUAACAUCCCUAAUGACUAACCAAUUGUCUUUAUUUAAAAAACUUAUGGUCGAAGGGUCGAACCUCAUGGCUGUAGUAGAGUGUACCCCAAACCCUUAUUCAUAGGUUGGGGCGUUAACCGGUUGGAUCUGUUCUUACCAACUCUGACUUAAACGUGUCUGAUUGAUUCAGAUUCAGGGCCAAACUCAGUUCUAAAACAAACCUGUUACAGUUAUUAAUAUUUUUUUUUGUUAUGGUUUCUUAUAUUUUUUAAAACUAGAACUCAGAUUCGCGUCAGUAUUUAGAUUCAAUCGUGGCGAAGCAGGUUACGUGCACACCCCAGGCACAGCCGCACAGGGGUGUGUUAUAACUAAAAUGCCCUUGUUAAAACAAAAAAGGGGACUUUUAAAAUGAUUAAAAGGGAAUAAUAAGAAUAUUAAAAAACUAAAAAAGUACAUAACUUUAUAAAAAUUUUCUCAAAUGCCUCCACAUCCUUUUAUUUUUUAUGCAUAUUUGUUGCGUGCACACAUAUGCACAUACUCAAUCUCAAUUCAUGAGUUUGUUCUUCUACUCCUUCAUGUGUAUCUUGUUGGUUUGUUUCAUCUUCAACUAUAAGAAAUAAUUUGGCUAUAUAGAGACAGUUAAUACGUGAGCGAGAAACAAGCGGAAGAUUUUGCUUGCACGUGCUCAGCCAUGCCCUUUUUCUUGGGAACACAUCAAGAGAAAACGCUUCAUCAUCGGCCACAUGUCACAGACGCCCAAACCAUUUAGAGAAAAGGGAGUACUUUUCACUUUACAUCAAAGGACACUCUCGUUCAUGGUUUUGAACGCAUGAUUUUGACUGUUUGGUGAGGGGAGAUACUUCAAAGUAGCUGAUUUCUUGUUUCGAUUAUCGGGAUCUAGAGCUGUUUAGAGAUCUGAGUCGGAGCUGGACACCCGUCAACUAAGCAUUGCACAAUGCCAAUUGUUUAUGGUUCAGUGAAGUAGCCACCCAUAAGAAUCAAACUGACGACCGACCUUUCCAGUUCCACCAUGUCAGAGGGCUUCUAUCAUUUUGGUGACUUCCUCAAGCAAUUUGAUCAAACACAAUGUGGGGAUUAUCCAUCUUUAACUUUGCUACACUCAACGUUGAAUCCAAUUCUUCAAUUUGCUUUAGUGAUGCAUAAAAUGUAUGUAUUCAAACUC